This is a messenger RNA of Sus scrofa (pig), 3292 nucleotides long. RefSeq names its product dysbindin domain containing 2 (gene DBNDD2). The record is from RefSeq and is a predicted model, not a curated record. Gene Ontology annotation, cellular component: cytoplasm. Gene Ontology annotation, biological process: negative regulation of protein kinase activity. Lineage: Eukaryota; Metazoa; Chordata; Mammalia; Artiodactyla; Suidae.
UGCCUGGCCCACUUGGGUUUGGGUCCCUCGUGACCCGCCCCCGCUCGGGUGGAACUAACCAGGGUCUCGGAAUACGCCGAGUCCGGAUGCGGUGAGGAAGACAGUCUGAGCACAGUGACGAUCUGGUCCUGCUAAUACUCCCUUGCCACCGGUGAUGGGCUCCAGAGGGAGAAUGGAGGGAAUCUGAGGGAAUGGUGUUCUGGAAGGCUCUCCGCACUGGAGGCCAGAAGGCCUGGUCUGAACUGCACCCUUCCAACUGCUACUUGCUCACUAGUGCGGAGUCAGACAGUGAGAUGUGUCAGAGGAGAGGAGCUCAAAUAAAGAGCUGUGGGAGGCAGAGAAGAGAUGGUGUCCUCUAAAUAGCACAGGGACUGGAGCUUUGAGCUUCCAGAGCACCUUGGCAGCAGAGUCUUGAAGGCAGGAGCUAACAUGGACCCGAAUCCGCGGGCAGCCCUGGAGCGCCAGCAGCUCCGCCUUCGGGAGCGGCAGAAAUUCUUCGAGGACAUUUUACAGCCUGAGACAGAAUUUGUCUUCCCCCUGUCCCACCUGCAUCUCGAGUCGCACAGACCCCCCAUUGGUAGUAUCUCAUCCAUGGAGGUGAAUGUGGACACACUUGAGCAAGUGGAACUGAUUGACCUUGGAGAUCAGGACGGAGCGGACGUUUUCUUGCCUUGGGAAGAUCCUCCACCAACCCCCCAGACGGCUGGGGUGGAUGACCAUCCCGAGGAGCCGGGUCUGCCAUUGCCCACGCCAGACAGGACCACAUCCCGCACUUCCUCCUCAUCCUCUGACACCUCCACCAACCCGCACAGCCCGGAUCCCAGUGACGGCGGAGCAGACACACCCUUGGCCCAGUCUGACGAGGAGGAGGAUGGGGGAGACAGCAGGGCAGAGCCUGGAGCCUGCAGCUAGCAGUGGGCCCCCACUCGCAAGACUGACUGCGCUGCCUCUUCUCCACUUGAGAUCCUAGGCCCUGCCAGAGCCCUUUGGAGAAGACCAGACUUUACUCGCAGUAGGCUCAGAGGGAGCAAAGGAUGGUGGGACGGCGUACCUUUCUGGGAAUUAACCUGCUCCUGCUUUACUGCUAACCUUUUCCUGCUGCAACCCUCCCACCAGUUUUUGGCUUACUCCCGGGGUAGGGCCUGCCGGCGAGGAGAUGGAAGAUGAGCUAGGACAAGAUGCCACUGCUUUUCUUAGCGUUCCUCCUUCCCCCAGACUAUCCCGCAGUCUCCUAAUAGAGUCUCCUAAACCAGUGUCUCUAAAUGGACAUGAACUCCUUAACAUCCCGGUGAGAUGGUACUCCAGCCAUCCUGCUUCCAUACAUCCUUUUUGGAACAGGGCACGGUAUACAUAAUAAACAGAUAAUAAUAUACCAGCCAUUCCACUUCAUCUUUUACAUUGUACAGCUAUCAAACCCAUUGUCUUUCUUUAGCUCUGUAACCAACACCGUAUUCUCAUCACUCAUUUACUCCAUUUAUUCAAGAAGUAGUUAUUGAACACCUGUGCUGGACAUUUAGCAUACAGUUUGAACAAGAUAGGCUGUAUCCUUGCCUUCAUGGAAGAAAAAAAACAAGUAAAUACCACAAUUCCCAGCAUAAUAAAUAGCAGGAUGAGGAAGCUGUUCUGUUACCGGAAAAUAGAGGCAUCUUAACUGAGCUUGUUUGGUCAUUGAAGAGCUCUUUUUUUUUUUUUUUUUCCCUUCUGUUUUUUAGGGCUGCACCCACAGGGUGUAUGGAAGUUCCUAUGGAAGUCUAGGGGUCGAAUCAGAGCUGCAGCUGCCGGCCUAGGCCACAGCCACAGCAACACCAGAUCUGAGCCAAGUCUGCAUCUCACGGCAAUGCCAGACCCUUAACCCACUGAGCAGGGCCAGGGAUUGAACCCACCCUCAUGGAUGCUAGUUGGAUUCUUAACCCACUGAGCCACCACGGGAACUCCAAAGAGCUCAUUUUUAAGCUGGGCCCCAAAGGAUGAGUAGGAGUUAGCCAGGUGGGCGCUGUAAUCCAGGCAGAAAGAGAAGCUUGGAAAGACUUUAAAUAGAAAGAAAUAGUUCUCAGGAACUGAAAAACAUUCAGCUUGGCUGAAUUGUUGAAUUCGAGCAGGAGAUGAGGGGAGAGGGAAGACUGACGAAGGUUGGGUCUUGAAUGCUUUGAAGCCUGUAUCAAGUUUCACUUUGACUGCUAGUAAAAUAUCAGUGACUUAAGGUAUAAAUUUUAUUUCCUCACAUAAAAGGAGUCCAAAGUACGGGGCUGUAUGACUGCUCCACAGUCAUUAGACACCAAGGUCCUUUUUGGCUCUUUUUGUUGAGCCGUCUAAGGUACAUGGCUGGAAUUCUCAUUGACAUCUGCUGUCUAAAAUGGCUCUUGAGGCCUCAGCCAUCAUGUCUUUGAAACUGGCAGAAAGCAGAAGAAAUCGGGGAUGGGCAAAAAAAGGCACAGCCAGAGGUCUGUUCCUACUUUGAGAAGCACUUUUGGAAGUUCUAACCGAUAGUGUCCACUUUUGUGUGUGUGUCUUUUUAGGGCCACACCAGUGGCGUAUGGAGCUCCCCAGGCUAGAGGUCGAAUUGGAGCUACAGCUGCCAGCCUACACCACAGCCACAGCAACUCAGGAUCCAAGCCACAUCUGUGACCUACACCACAGCUCAGGACAAUGCCGGAUCCUUAACCCACUGCGUGAGGCCAGGUAUCAAACCCGAGUCCUCGUGGAUACUGCUUGGGUUCAUUAACCACUGAGCCAUGAUGGGAACUCCAGGAGUGUCCACUUUUCUCUCAUUGGUAGAACUGCUAACAUGAGGAAUGUCCAUUUACAGAUUUUUGUAGACAUAGGGACACAGCAUUUUCUAGAAGAAAGGAAAUUCUGGUCUUUGGAAAGACUAACCUUUCAAGUUUCAAUUACCAAUGCACCUGAUUUCUGUACUUCCCGUCAGACCUUUCAGAAGCACCCUGGCUGCUAGGGAGGCUGGGAUCAUCCUUGAGUAGGGCAUCCUGCUGUCUUGAUCACAUCAAGGCUCUGUUAGUAAGAAAUAAAAGAACAGUAGUCAUUGGGUAGAUAGCUAGCCGUUUGCAUGUUGAGGAAUUUGAACUUUAUUGGGAGUAAUGAGGGAUUACAAGUGGUCGAAGUUGCCUGUUAAAAAGAUAAUUCUGGCUGUAGCAGAGCGAACAUACUGGAAGUCGGGCUCCAGACAGACAUAACACAAUACUCCAUGCAAGAAAUAAUAGGGGCCUCGAAGACAGUGGUGAUGAUUAGCUCAACAGAGUUGAGGCAGGGUCUAAACAAAUAAAUGACCUUCAUUCAA